Messenger RNA from Apaloderma vittatum (bar-tailed trogon), 1590 nucleotides. RefSeq names its product multidrug and toxin extrusion protein 2-like. Gene Ontology annotation, molecular function: xenobiotic transmembrane transporter activity; antiporter activity. NCBI's taxonomy places the organism in Eukaryota, Metazoa, Chordata, Aves, Trogoniformes, Trogonidae. The annotation marks the transcript as partial. Gene Ontology annotation, biological process: xenobiotic detoxification by transmembrane export across the plasma membrane. The record is from RefSeq and is a predicted model, not a curated record. The transcript has 16 exons. Gene Ontology annotation, cellular component: membrane.
UUUAUUGCCCAGCUGCUAGGGCUCCUGAUCAGCGUGGUCAGCUCCAUCUUCUGUGGCCACCUGGGGAAAGCUGAGCUGGAUGCCGUGACGCUGGCUGUGUCUGUUAUCAACGUGACCGGCAUCUCCAUCGGUAGCGGUUUAGCCUCAGCAUGCAACACGCUGAUGUCCCAGACAUACGGCGGCAAGAACCUGAAGCAGGUGGGCACCAUCCUGCAGCGAGGGAUCCUCAUCCUGCUGCUCUGCUGCUUCCCUUGCUGGGCGGUCUUCAUCAACACCGAGCAGAUCCUCCUGCUCAUCCGACAGGAUCCCGAGGUCUCCAGGUUAACUCAGCUCUACGUGAUGAUCUUUAUUCCAGCGCUUCCUGCGGCGUUUCUGUACCAGCUGCAGACGAGAUAUUUACUAAGCCAGGCCAUCAUUCUGCCUCAGGUGUUGACAGGGAUUGCAGUCAACAUCCUCAAUGCAGCCAUGAACGCCUUCUUCCUAUAUGCACUGAAGCUGGGCCUGGUGGGCUCUGCCUGCGCUAACACUGUUUCUCAGUACGCCCAGGCCAUUCUCCUCUUCCUUUACGUGUGGAGGAAGAAGAUCCAUGUGGAGACCUGGGGAGGUUGGACCAGGGACUGCCUCCUGGACUGGGGUUCCUUUAUCCAGCUGGCUGUGCCCGGCAUGCUCAUGAUGUGUAUUGAAUGGUGGACCUUUGAGAUCGGGAGCUUCUUGGCAGGGCUGCUUAGUGUGGUGGAGCUGGGCACGCAGUCUGUCAUCUACGAGAUCUCCUCUGCGGCGUACAUGGUGCCUCUGGGCUUCAGCGUGGCCGCGAGUGUCAGAGUGGGCAAUGCCUUGGGAUCGGGAGACGCCGUGCAAGCCAAGACGUCCUGUGUCACUGCACUGCUAUGCGCAGGAGUUUUUGCUGUGGUGGUUGCAACAAUCCUGGGAAGCCUAAAGGACGUGGUGGGAUACAUCUUCACCAGUGACAAGGAGAUCGUUACCCUGGUGUCCAAAGUGAUGAUGAUCUUCGCUCCGUUCCACUUGUUUGAUGCAACAGCAGCGACUUGUGGUGGCGUGCUGCAGGGCACAGGGAAGCAGAAGAUGGGUGCUAUCGCCAACGCCAUCGGCUAUUACGCCAUCGGCCUGCCCAUCGGCAUCUCACUGAUGUUUGCAGCGAAGAUGGGAGUGUUGGGUCUGUGGGUGGGGAUGAUCGUUUGCAUCUCUUUGCAAGCCCUUUCCUUCUUGGCUGUUGUCAUACGCAUGGAUUGGAAGAAAGUUGCAGAAGAGGCUCAAGUUCGAGCGGGCCUGAAAAAACAACUGGAAGAUGUGAAUUCCAGUGGCACAGCUGCUAACAAAAUAUCUGCCGUGGAUUAUGUCUCCGUCAACACAGACACCGUGGAAACCAUGGUCCUGCCGGAGAGCAUCAUUGGAGGCGAGAGGCAACCUGACCACGAGGUCAUUGUGGCGCAGGAGGAGGUUUCCAUUAUCCCUGCUCCCCCCGCUGUGCUGUGGAGGACCCUCAUCAUCCGCCGCGUCCUGGCUGCCGCCGCUGCUGUCUCUGUCCUACUGGUGGGCAUACUGGUCCGGCUCCUGACCGGCAAUGGCUAG